UCAUGGCUUCUUUUAGACCGUUACCUGUAAUCACUAAUAUUUAAUAAUAAAAGAUUCAUCCACCAAGAAUUUAAUUGUAACCUGGAGCACCUUAAUUUGCAACAGUAAUCAUUGAAACACCUCCAAGAAAAUAACCUGAACCAAUUUAAAUUGAGUUUGAUGAAGGAUUGAUUACUAGAAUGUAAGAAGAAAUUGAUGUGUGGAGAAAUAAAUUCUUUUAAUUAGAAUUAUCGUUUUAGAUAAAUGCUGGAGAGUUGAAAAAAGUAUAUAUAUUAAACAAUAUUUAGAUUGACUAUUUAGAAGGACGUAUAAAAGUACUUCAAGAUGCUAUAAAGCAAUUAAAUAUUGAAAAUAGAGCCUAAAUAAAUUAGAAUGAAAUAUUAAGAGUUAAAUGUGAUGAACUUGAAUUAGAAAAUUAAGAUCUCAAAAUGGCACGAUUGGAAAAUAAACGAUUAAGAGAAUUAUUAGAUGGGGCACAUGAUGAACUAUCAUAAGUAUUAUGGUUUUUGUUAUUUUUAGGCUAAAUAAAUAAUUGCCAAUUAUGAAGACUAAUUAGCAGAUUUGGCAAUUAAGGAUUAAGUAAUUAAAGAAUAAAAAGAUAAAAUAAAUCAAUUGUUAGUAGAAAUUGAGUUUUGGAAAAAGAGAUACUAGUAAUUAGAUACAGAUAGAAUCAAAGGAAUUGAAGAAUUUAAGAAGAGUAGUGAGACAUUAAGAAAUUCAUAAUUUAACGAAUUGAGAAGAAGUGGAUCAAUGUAAGCUUAAGGAUAUUAAAAUGAAUUAAAAAACUUAAGAGUUUAAUUAGAAAGAUUAUAAUAAGAAAAUAAUGAAUUAAAAGAGAAUAUUCAUUAAUUAGAAAGUACUAAAAAUGGAUAAACUUCUUAAUUCAAAGAGGUGAAUACAAAACUUGAAAGUUCUACUAAAGAAAUCAAAAGAUUAAAUGAUAUCUUAUUAUAAAGAGGUUAAUAAAACAAACAAUUAGAAUUGAGAAUUAAAGAGCUUGAAAGAUAAGUAAGCGAAAAAAAUAUCUUAAGAGAAGAAAUUGAUAAACUGAAAUAAUAAUUAAAUGAUAAAAAUAAAUAAUUGUAAGAAUAACAUUUAUAAAUAACUUAAUUGAAUAAUAGAAUAGCAGAGUUGGAGAGACUACUCUAAGAAUCAAAAUAAUAUAAAGAAAAAAUAUAAUAAUUAUAAACAGAAGUAGCAUAAUUAAAAGCAAUUAUAUAAGGUAAAGAUGAAGAAAUUGCAAUUUUGAAGUAGAAGAUUGAAAAUCUUACUGAUUAACUUAAAGAAAUUGAUAAAAUUAUUUAAGAAAAAUAUGCUUUAGAAAAUAAAGUAGCUAUGCUUGCAACUGAAAUUGAAAGAAAGGGAGCAUAAUUGAAAAACAAAGACAAGACAAUUGAUGAAUUAAGAGAAAAGUUAGAUUAAAAUAAUCAUACACUUGCAGAAGUUGAAUAAUUAUAAUAAGAGAUUGAUUCAUUACAUCUUGAACUUAAAGGAAAAGAUGAUUUAAUUAAAGAACUUGAUCAAAAAUAUCAUGAAGCACUUAAAUAUUAAGAAUAAGUUUCUUAAUUAGAGACUUAAGUAUUUGAUUUAUAAGGUAAAGUUGCUAUGCUUUCUUCUGAAAUUGAAAGAUAAAGAAUAAAGUUAGAUAAAUACAAAAAAGAUUAUGAUGGUUAAUAAGUUAAAAUAAAUGAAUUAAAUGAUAUGAAGUUUGAUUUCGAAUCAGUAUCAGAAGCAUUAUAGAGAUAUAGAUCAUAAGAAGAAUAAUAAUAAAGUGAAUUUGAUAAUUGGAGAGAAUUAUUAAAAAAGGCUGAUCUUGAAUCAUCAGAAUUAUAAAAAACUUAAGAAACCUUGUCAAGUGAAAAAUAGAUUGCCUAAGAUUAAUAUGAAAAACUAAAUGAAUAAAUUGAUUAAUUGAAUAAGUUACUAUAAGAAGAAAGGGCAAAAAUUGAAGGUUUACAUAAAGAAAUAGAGAAAUAUUAAGAUUUAGAAAAUAAAGUUUAUGAAAUGUAAAAUAAGACUGCUAUGCUUUCAGCAGAAAUUGAAAGAAGAAGUGUUAAAGAAAAAACAAAGUAAUAAUAAUUUGAUGAAUUAUAAUAACUUUCAAAUUAAUAAAAAGAAGAUUUAGAAAAAAUGACUUAAAUUGAAUAGGAAAAUGAAACAUUAAAUGAUUCUAUAAAAAAAACUCAUGAUGAGAUUGCUUCUAUGUAAAAAUUAUUGGAUGAAACCUAAUAAAAAUUAGAAAAUGUAUUAUCAGAAAGAGGUAAUUUAGAAAAUAAAGUGGCCAUGUUAUCAACUGAAAUAGAGAGAUAGUCUUAUAGAUUAAAAAAUAAAACAGAAGAAUGUUCAUAACUUAAUGAGAAGAAUUAGGAAUUAUAAGGUGAAAUAUUAAAACUUUAAGAUUUACCUGCUUAAGUUGAAGAAUUAAGUUAAUAAGUUGAAGAAUUAAGACAUUAAUUAAAUGAAGCUGAUUUGAAAUAAGUUAAAUUAACAUAAGAUUUAGAUGCUGUAGCUCAUGAAAAAGCAUAAAUUGAAGAUGAAAUUUAGAAAAACUAAGAUGAAAUUAAAUUAUAAUAAUAGUUGACAGAUGAGGCUAAAAAACAAUUAUAAAAUUUCACAGAGAAAUUCAAGAGUGUAGAAGAAGAAAAUAGUUCAUUAAGAGCUUUGGAAUCAAAAUUAUCAGAAUAUUAAAUGAAAACUGCUUUAUUGGCUUCUUAAAUUGAAGCAUAAAAUAAGAAAUAUUAAGGUAAGCUUGAUGAGAUGGCUGCUUUAUAAUAAAAUUAUGAUGAUCUUAAAGCUCAUUAAUUAGAUGUAGAAGAUAUUUAAGGAGAAUUAGAAAGAAAUUUAACUAUUUUAAAUGAAAAAGACAAAGAACAUGGAUUAUUUGAAAAGAAAAUAUAAGAAUUAGAAGCUUAAAUUAAAUAAUUAGAAGAUGUGAAAGUAUUUAAUAAAUUAAUAAUGUUAGUAUUAACUUGAAAGUAAAAUGGCUAUGGUAAGCAGUGAAGUUGAAAGAGUUAAAUAUAAAUAUGAAAAAUUAUAGAAGGAAUAUGAAGAAAAUCAUUAAAGAUUAUUAGAAGCUGAAGAAUAAUUGAUAGAAAAUAGUAAAGAGGUUCAAGCUUUAGAGGAUGUAUAUAUUAUUAAAUAUUUAAAAGGAAUUACAUCAUACAUAAUAAGAAUUAGCUUAAACAAGAAAAGCAGGAUGA
Messenger RNA from Paramecium pentaurelia, 3200 nucleotides. The record is from the annotation of a GenBank genome assembly. NCBI's taxonomy places the organism in Eukaryota, Ciliophora, Oligohymenophorea, Peniculida, Parameciidae.